This is a messenger RNA of Eriocheir sinensis (Chinese mitten crab), 1161 nucleotides long. RefSeq names its product MDS1 and EVI1 complex locus protein EVI1-A-like. Gene Ontology annotation, biological process: regulation of transcription by RNA polymerase II. Gene Ontology annotation, molecular function: DNA-binding transcription activator activity, RNA polymerase II-specific; RNA polymerase II cis-regulatory region sequence-specific DNA binding. Gene Ontology annotation, cellular component: nucleus. The transcript has 2 exons. NCBI's taxonomy places the organism in Eukaryota, Metazoa, Arthropoda, Malacostraca, Decapoda, Varunidae. Bases 1 to 1161 code for a protein of 386 amino acids. The record is from RefSeq and is a predicted model, not a curated record.
AUGUCCGUCGCCCGCCCCCCCGCCCCCCUUCCACCCCUCCGACCCAUGCCCACACUGCUCCACAUGGCGCCCCCCUCCCCCGCCCCACCUUCCUCCCAGGGGCCAGACUCCCCCCGCGUGGGUUUGACCUGCCCCGCCUUCCUCCCCGUAGAGGUCACGGGGCCGCGGGCAGCCUCUGACGUGCCCUUUGGCCUGUCCCCAGUGGCCGGGCGGGGGAUGAGUCCCUCGGGGGCCGCCCACCCCCCUGCGCCGCCCCCCGACCAGCCCCUGGACCUCCGCCUGGCCCACAGGAAGCGGCGGGCCAGCCUGGAUGACCCCCGCCCACCCCGACCCCCCAGUGAUCCCCCCGCGCCCGCCCCGCCCCCCCAGACCGUCCCCACGGAGGCCCCUUCCCCUGAGGGCAUGACAGGAGUAGUGGAGUGCUUCCCCCUGCCGCGGCCCCAGCCCCGCCCCCUGCCGCCGCUGCUCUACCCCCGCCCCCUGCACCCCGCGCCCAUGCUGUACCCCGGGCCGGGGCGCGGCAUGCCCUUCCCGCCCCUGACGCCCACCGCCGGGCACCCCUACCCCCUGCUGUCCCUGCAGGAGCCGCGCUUCCCGCCCUUCCCGCUGCUACGGCCCUUCCCUACCCUGCCCAGCCCCGGCAGGCACCUUUACGGCGCCCUCAGGGAGCGGCGGGCGCAGAGCAGCCCCCUCAGGCCGCCCCAGGCCCCCCCGGGGCGAGGCGCGCGCCCCCGCGAGCGGUACUCGUGCAAGUUCUGCGGCAAGGUGUUCCCGCGCUCCGCCAACCUGACGCGGCACCUUCGCACGCACACGGGCGAGCAGCCGUACAAGUGCAAGUUCUGCGAGCGGUCGUUCAGCAUCUCGUCCAACCUGCAGCGGCACGUGCGGAACAUCCACAACAAGGAGAAGCCCUACAAGUGCCGCCUCUGCGAGCGCGCCUUCGGCCAGCAGACCAACCUCGACCGGCACAUGAAGAAGCACGAGUCGGACGGGCCCACCAUCCUGGACGGCAGCCUCUGCCGACCGCCGCCCUCGACCAUACCUACCACCGUCUCGACCACGCUGCUGCCGCCCCCGCCCCUCACCCCCCUGGGCCCCCUCACCCUCACCCAGGCGUUCCGCAGGUGUGCCUCGUCGCUCACCUGUGCACUCAGAGGCUAA